CGUAACGACGAUAACUUGUCGUGUCGUAACGUUUUUUAUCUCGGUUAGCCGGAUUACGGAUGCACGUAACGAUCUGUCACGAUGGAACCUGGUGCGAGUUCGACGGACGAUUAUGCGGAGAUAAUAAGGAAAUUGCCUGUUUAUUUGAAGUUAGCCUAUGGCACGGGCCAUGUAUUGAAUGACAUAUGCGCUUCCAUGUGGUUCACAUAUCUGCUGGUUUUUUUUCAUCUCGUGCUAGGAUUUGAUCCGACUCUGGCCGGCGUUGUAUUACUCAUCGGUCAGGUGGCGGAUGCCUUGGUAACUCCGUUCGUCGGUUUCCAAUCCGAUAGAAACGAUGAUUUCUGGUUAUGCAGAUAUGGCAGAAGAAAGACCUGGCACUUAUUAGGCACUAUUUGUGUAUUAUUGGGAUUCCCGUUUAUAUUUUCGCAAUGUAUAGGCUGCGAAAGUGCACAUCAAUAUGCACAAUUAGUUUAUUACGCUGCUUUUGUAGUGAUUUUUCAAUUUGGUUGGGCAGCAGUACAAAUAUCGCACUUGGCCUUAGUCCCAGAGCUUACACCUGCUGAGCACGAAAGGACUGAACUUAUAGCUAUAAGAUUCUCGUUUACUGUUUUCUCCAAUGUUCUUGUUUACUGUAUUAUGUGGGGUGUAUUACAUGUAACAAGUGAUAAAUAUGAUGCUCAAAUUGGGCCUGGUGAUAUUCAUAAAUUUCAGAAAGUUGUUUUAAUUGGAGUAAUAAUUGGAUUAGUGGCAUCCAUUAUAUUCCAUGUUAUCGUUAAAGAAAGUCCUAAUGGCAAUACUAAUGGUAGCUUUUUACAUAGAAAUACCAGAACAGCAUCAGUAUUAUUAAGAGAUGCCAGAUUGUAUCAAGUAGCAUGCGUCUACAUGCUUACGCGAUUAUUUAUUAAUCUGUGUCAAAUUUAUAUGCCUUUAUAUUUACAUGAGUCAUUGAAUAUGCCUGCAACGUCUCUGGCUUAUAUACCAUUGACAAUGUAUUUAAGUAGUUUUUUAACGUCUUUGAUCAUAGAGAAACUUAAUACGAAAUGGGGUCGAAAAGUUGCGUAUUCUAUCGGUGCUUUGUUUGCCAUAUGCGCUUGUAUAUGGAUACAAUUUGGUAAUGGUAAUAUAUAUACCAAAUAUCAGAUUUACGCUGUAGCUAUGUUAUUAGGUUCUGCUGGUGCAAUAAUGUUAGUGACUAGUCUUGGUGUUACUUCAGAUUUAAUAGGAAAAAAUACUGAGAGUGGUGCUUUUGCCUAUGGAAUUAUGAGUUUUACUGAUAAACUCAGCAAUGGUUUGGUAGUUAUGCUGAUUCAAUAUUUAAUAAAACAUUUUUCAUCCGGUUAUGCCGGUUAUUAUUAUAAAGACAUCCUUACAUAUGUCUGUGGCAUAUCCGCAGCAUUUGGUUUAUUAAUGAUUUUAUAUAUCAAACCGUUUUCUCGUACUAUGGUAUUUGAUACAUUCCGCAAUGAUGAUGAUGAAGGUUUUAUAGAAACCCCAACUGUAAUUGAUGGAAAUUCCUCUUCGAAUUAAUCUCAAGCUAAUGUACAUUAAUGUAUGAUACAAUAUAACUUGUAAAUAUUUAUCAUAAAAAUAGAUGAAAAAA
This is a messenger RNA of Pogonomyrmex barbatus (red harvester ant), 1600 nucleotides long. RefSeq names its product major facilitator superfamily domain-containing protein 12. NCBI's taxonomy places the organism in Eukaryota, Metazoa, Arthropoda, Insecta, Hymenoptera, Formicidae. Gene Ontology annotation, cellular component: plasma membrane. Gene Ontology annotation, molecular function: symporter activity. The record is from RefSeq and is a predicted model, not a curated record. Gene Ontology annotation, biological process: carbohydrate transport.